This is a messenger RNA of Rhizoctonia solani, 2073 nucleotides long. Its product is annotated as RNA-directed DNA polymerase from mobile element jockey. The transcript has a single exon. The record is from RefSeq and is a predicted model, not a curated record. NCBI's taxonomy places the organism in Eukaryota, Fungi, Basidiomycota, Agaricomycetes, Cantharellales, Ceratobasidiaceae. Gene Ontology annotation, molecular function: zinc ion binding; nucleic acid binding. Bases 1 to 2073 code for a protein of 690 amino acids.
AUGUCUGCGUCCUCGCAAGGUCGCAAACCCCCGAACACAGGAGCUGUCGCUCGGAAACCGAGUCUCUCGCCUCUCAAUACUACAUCCAUCAACACGGCACAACCGCAACCCGCAACAGCCCAAAUGGUGAAAAUCGAACCUGCAAAUGCUGAAACAUACCUCGAAUCGGAAGGCAUCCUCGACAAGGAUUCUCGAGUUACCUUCGACUUAAUCUCGGUCGCCCUCCUCAACACGGCAAGCGAUACCAAACUUACAGAGGACACCCUCCGGGCCAGAGUCCGCGCUCUGGCUCUCGUAGGUCAGAAGUACACAACCGAAUUCAUAGCACAACAAACAGUCACACUCGUGAUGGAAGAAGUCAAGCGAGCUCAGGAAAUAGGAAAAGCAAAGGCUGAAAUGGAGACAGAAGAGGUGCGCCAGAGUCUCGAUAAAGCCAAAAUCGCAUUGGCGGAGGAAAUCUCUCGAGUAAUCGAGGCGAAGAAUAUCUGGCUCAAGGCUACAGAAGAUCUGACGUCUCUCAAGGAGACAGUGUCCAAGCUACAGUUGGCGGUAGAAGACAAAAAUGAAGAGACUAAGGGGAAGAUGGGGCAGUUGAAGGACGCGAUUGAGAGAGCGGCAGAUGAAAUGAUAAUGGAUAGGCAGUUGGCAAGGGAAGAUAUCGCUAACUCCCUUGGCCCAAUGGGUAAUCCCUACCCGUUUAACCCUCUAUACACUAACACGGCGGGAGACCCGAACCACUACCCCUACCCCGGCCCUCCCCCACGCUCCUAUGCAGACGCUGCGGCACUACCCCCUUCGGUUUCUCAACCUGAGAGGGAUAUCCAACAACAGCAAGCCCUCGACCGCUUGAGGGGCAGUGAAGAGAAGAGGGACCGUCAGCUCAUGCUCGACGCAGAUGAUGUAGGAGCGAACGGCAACACCGACCUCACCGAAAAAGAACUAACGGAGAAAAUCGACAAGUCGCUUCGAGACCUAACCGCCGAAUCUCUCUACAACAUCGAGGAAGUUGGCGUCCUCCGUUGCGACAAGGUCACCAAGCUGCCGAGAGGAGGAGUACUCAUCUUAAUGAACUCGAUCAAAUCGAAGAAAUUCUUAGACCAACCCGACAUUGCGGAACGCUUCGCGGAGGUUCUCGGCAUCACUACGAAAAUCAUCCCACGUAAAUACAAGGUAGUCAUCGAGAAGGUCUCGACCAACACAAACCUGGGCGACCCCGAGCUACCAAGACGUAUCGAGAAAGACAAUGGACUAGUGGAGGGAGAGCUGGUUGGACUCAAAUGGAUCAAAAACCCCGCACGACGAUCCCCCGACCAGCGACACGCGCAUAUAGUAGCUGAGUUCCGCACUAAAUCAUCAGCUAAUGCCUUCAUUAAAGAACCGAGACUCAUUGAGCACGAAUUCGUGCACUCGUCCAAGUACAACACCGACGGCUUCCGCUGCUUCAAAUGUCAAAGACCAGGUCACAAAUCGGCUGAAUGCCCACAACAUCACGAAACGUGUGGUACAUGCGCCCAGAAUCACCGAACUGACAAAUGCAACAGGACAGCGAACCCUCACUGCGUCACCUGCAACGAGGCUGGUCACGCCACUUGGGACCGCGACAACUGUCCUAAGUAUUUUAUUCCUAAUAACUCACGUUCUAUGCACACAGCCGACCGACACUACAAAUAUUAUGUUACGGAUGAGCAAUGGACCUGGGCCCCGGCCUCCAACUCGUCGAAACGACCCACCCAGACUCGCCGCUCCGCACCCAUCACCGACUUUAUUCGACAGAAUGGACGGAAAAACGGCGGGAGACGACCUAGGGCCGCUACCGCUUCCUCGACAGGCACCCGGUCGCCGGUCAAUCGCCCUGGCAGUCGAGCUUCGGGACAUGCCCGACCGAGCACACCUACCAAUUUGAUCCAGACUACGCUCCCUUUCACUUCACCCAUUCCCCCGCGUUACUCACCUUGCCGUCCCAUCAUCCCUGGCCCACCUACUAAUGAGACUGACCCUAUCCCCACGAUGCUAAUUACUGACGUCGCCCCAGCUCCCCUGGCCGACCCCGCCGUAGAAUCUACGAAUGUCUAG